AGGUACAGUGACAACAUGAGCGAGUAUAAGAGACAGCUCAAGCAGAAGACCGAGGCAGGGGAGAUCAUGGAGACACCGCUGGGCAUGUCCGACACCUUUUGGACGGGACUCAAGGCAUACUGGGAUCAAGAUGAGGUUAAGGCCAUUUCUAGGCGCGCACGUGAGAAUCGAUACUCUGAGCCCGAUGGAGUUGGUACAGGGAUCAGUCGGCACGUUGGAGGGUCUCAGUCGAGUCGUAUUCUGCAGCAGAGUCUGCUCGUGGAUGGUGAAGUCCCCCCAACUGCAUCUAACUACAGCACUUUCCUCCGCCUACACAUGUACGCAGAUGGAACUUUUGUGUCAGAAAAGGAUGCCAACCUUGAUGCGGAGAUUCAUCGUGUUGCUGCUGAGACAGGACGAGAGGACCGACUCGAUGAGGUCUACUUGGAGCUCGUACGUCCCGGUAGGUCACGACUGUACGGCACUGGAAGUGACGGUGUGAGCCAGUUCAGUAGGGGGUCUACCAACAGUACAUGCUCUUUCCAGAUGUCUCAGCGGAUGUAUGAGACUCGGAUCUCCACACUGGAGGAGCGUCUCCAAAAGGCUGAGGAGGAUAGGGCGGCCCAAGAAGCAGCACGUGAGGCCGAACAAGCAGCACGUGAGGCCCUUGAGCAGCGGAUGAGUCAGUUCGAGGAGAUACUGAGGCGGUCGGGUCAGCUACCUUGAGCAUCACUUCUAUGUAUCUAUAUCAUGUUGAACUUUUUUUUUUAUGUUAUGUUUCUGAACAAACACAAUUACACUUGAACUUUGUUUAACAUUUGUGUUUUGUUGAACAAUUUAAUUGUUUUAUGUUU
Messenger RNA from Salvia miltiorrhiza (redroot sage), 833 nucleotides. RefSeq lists its product as uncharacterized. The record is from RefSeq and is a predicted model, not a curated record. Lineage: Eukaryota; Viridiplantae; Streptophyta; Magnoliopsida; Lamiales; Lamiaceae. The transcript has 3 exons. Bases 16 to 705 code for a protein of 229 amino acids.